Molecule: messenger RNA, 1683 nt
Organism: Giardia duodenalis
Lineage: Eukaryota; Fornicata; Diplomonadida; Hexamitidae
Exons: 1
Coding region: 1-1683 (560 amino acids)
Source: RefSeq, a predicted model, not a curated record
AUGUCUGGCGUGAUCUUUUCCGUGCCCUCUUACGUGGAGUGCUGGUACCCUGCUCGAGUUGUCAACGUGAAUCCCCUCAGAGGCACCAUAUGCAUUUUAGCUCAAGCAACUGGAGAGCAAGAAUGCAAUAUCCUCAAUAUCGGGUGCUUUGCAGAGCUCAAUAUAUCGAGCAACUUCAACUCUUUUUUCAGAGUCUUUCCUGUGUUUAAUUAUAGCGGCUAUGAAGAUCCUGCCGAGAUCUGCUUCAGCUGCUUUACGAACAUGCCAAACAAUAAGCUUAAUGCAAUAGACCAAUGCGUCCAUUCGCUCAGUAGCUUAGAGGUCCUGUCUGUGGCAAUAUAUAAUCUAAACAUCUACACGUGGAUACCAAUAGGGCCCGUUACCAUCAACACCUUGGACUUUAGCAACUGCUAUGAAAAUAAUGUUGUGACGGUCACAUAUGACUACCUGACAUCUGCCUUAACCAUCCAUGGAAAGCCUACCUACAUGUGUUCGGCACUGACACGCGCGCAGUUACUAAAGAUCGCCCUUUACAUGGAAGUCAACUCCACUGCACAGUUUCUAUUCACCAACUUUGACCUUGCUCAGUUUUCGUUCAACAUGCCGGAAAUCCAAAGCAUCUGCAUCUUUCCCUGCAGAGAAGCCAUCUUUGCUGUUACUAGGAGGGCAGGGAUUGAUGGAGUAUUUACGUUAGAUUUCAAGAACUCCAUUUACGGCGGUGCCAUGAUAUUCCCUGUCCAGAAAGUGUUCAGCGACCGCGGGCACGCGUGCUUCAUCAACUUCUUGACCACCAUAGCCCCAUAUUAUAUUGGCACAAGCAUUGAGCUGCUCCAGACAGAAGACUGUUCCAAUAUUAGGGUGCCAGACGAUCAGCUAGUGGAAAUUCAAGUCGUGAUCUUCAACAAAAACUAUUCGUCAACUAUUCCAAUCUUCCAGUGGACGUCCUAUCAAGAAUUCAAGCUCCUCACACAACUGAGUUUUAUAUACACAAUUUGCCACGAUGCACCCAGAUUCACUUUAAUAUGCAACAUACUUACGCAGCUGAUCUCUUCCAAUAACAUCAUAACGUCUGAGGUCAUACUGACAUUCCCCAAUUACACCACGGGGGGUACCAGAGAAGACCUUGUCCUUCGCUAUCCCGUGCCCAACACCAAACUGGGCGCCUGGGGUUUCAUCAACGCCUAUGUGGCCAGCGACCACAUCUCCUUCGUCUCUCAGAAGCUCUUACAGCUACCAGUGGAUUCUAAUGCAGAGGAUACAUCCAUGAGUGAAGCGAUACUAUUAGUGAACGUGUAUCUGCAAAGUAAGAGCUUGAACAAUCUGACUAGAAUAAUAAGUUUAAAGGUUCCUGUUACAGAUUUAUCACCUUCCAAUUUUAAAUUCUAUUGCUCAGAUCCCACAAAUUUCCUAGCCUCCGCGUGCAUAGAGUGGCUGGCGCGCUUGCGAAAGGAUGAGGGAUCGUACACAAUGCUACUCACCUUCACUCCAGACUACGACAAUGAUAUAGAUUCAAUUUACCUAGUAACGCUCAUCUCAGUCAGUCCCGUCCUGAACGAUCUUUUGUGGCAGCUCCUUUUGCUGGGUCUGGCCGUCUGUGUCUGCAUAACCGUAGAACUGGUGUUGUUAUUGUGCUGCGAGAAAGAUAAAGAGAAGACAGACCCCAAUGGUGCGCGAAACCGGUGA